CUCGUGCCCGGAUAUGCACAAGACCUAUAAAAACAUGAGCUUUGAAGAUUAAGAUACAGUGACAAGAAAGCAACGACAACAAGAAGAACAAGUGAAGCAGAAGGUGAGAAAUAAGAGGAAGGAGAAGGAACCCCCACCACUCAACUCUCUCUCUCUGUUCAUCAUCUGCUUUUUAUCUUUUUAUCUGUCUUCUCAGCAAGUCUCGCAGAAGCAAAGAACAUCACUCCAAAAACCAAACAGCUGUUUUUCUUAUUCAAACUUUCAAAUCCAAGAACUGAAAGGAGGAAGAAGAAGAGAUGGGGAUUCUGCAUGAGGAUGUGGUGCUCAUCAAGCAGGCGGAGAAAGAAGGGGACCCAAGUGUAAUUACAAUCAAUUGUCCGGACAAGACUGGCUUGGGUUGUGACUUGUGUCGCAUCAUUCUCUUCUUUGGUCUUAGCAUUGUCCGGGGAGAUGUAUCGACGGAUGGGAAAUGGUGCUACUUAGUGUUUUGGGUGAUAGGGAGUCCAGAGACAAGGUGGGGUUUGUUGAAGAAGAGGCUAGUGGGGACCUGCCCUUCUUGUUCUUCGGCUUCUGGGAUUUCGUUCUACCGCUCCGAAUUGCAGCCCCCAAAGCCUCCUGACGUGUUCCUUCUCAAGUUCUGUUGCUACAAUCGACGAGGACUUUUACAUGAUGUAACGGGUGUCCUCUGUGAACUUGAGCUGACGAUAAAGAAAGUUAAGGUAUCCACAACUCCAGAUGAGAAAGUGAUGGACCUGUUUUUCGUCACAGACACCAGGGAACUUAUGCAUACAAAUAAGAGAAGGGAGGAGGUAUAUGACUACUUAAAAGAAGUCAUGGGGGACGCCAUGAUAAGUUGUGAAAUUGAAACGGCUGGCCCUGAGAUUACUGCAUGUACGCAGGCGUCUUCAUUUCUUCCAACUGCAAUUACAGAAGACAUGUUUGAUUUGGAAAUGCCCAAAGAACUCCGAAGUGGAUCACUCACUUCCAAAAGAGCCAUUCUAUAA
Messenger RNA from Malus domestica (apple), 1004 nucleotides. Lineage: Eukaryota; Viridiplantae; Streptophyta; Magnoliopsida; Rosales; Rosaceae. The record is from RefSeq and is a predicted model, not a curated record.